Messenger RNA from Phytophthora nicotianae INRA-310, 1923 nucleotides. RefSeq lists its product as hypothetical. Bases 1 to 1923 code for a protein of 640 amino acids. Lineage: Eukaryota; Oomycota; Peronosporomycetes; Peronosporales; Peronosporaceae. The transcript has a single exon. The record is from RefSeq and is a predicted model, not a curated record.
AUGUUACUGAACGCGUCAGUUGCCAUCUUGACAAUGGAGUUCCUCGUGCACAACAUCUCGCACUCGGACCUGGUGGUGGAGCUCUCGUGGCUGCGGGAGGACGGCGCGGCCGCCAGCAGCAACGGCGCGACGGUGCCCACCGCCCGCCAGCCCGUCGCCAGCGUGGACGUGGACGGCGCGUCCGUGCCGCUGUCGGUGCUGGGCCGCCCGAAGUUCAGUCUGUUCCAGCAGACCAGCCAGCAUAUUCUCGAGCGCGUGCAGCAGCUCCGCCAUCCCAAGCGCGAGACAGAGCAGCCUACGCAUGCGGCGGCGGUGCUGACCGUCCCCGAAGGACUGGAGACGCCGUCGCUGCUGCAUCCGUCUCUGCUGGACAUCGCAAACACGCCGGGCGAGCGAUGGAAGGCGCGAUGCCAAGACACACAGUCGCCUAUUGGCUUUAACCUGGCAGACGCCCCAAUCCCCAUCAGCAAUGGAGAACUAUUGACAGAUUUCCAGUUGCGAGGCGAAGUGGAGACCACGAGACUCGUGGAAAAGCAUUGGGACCGAGUGGGUAUCACGGCCGUCUACUUCCCGUUAGUGGCGUUGCUGUUGCCAAAGUGGACGCAGGUGUUGAAAGAAUUCCAAUCAGAAAGCAGUCGCCAAUUGGUGUAUCUUAUCAGCGGAGCAGGCAUCCCUCGCAACGUGGAGCACUCGCGCAGUGGCAACUCGACAGAGAUCACGGCACAGCUCAUUGUGCUGUUCGUGCACCAGUAUUACCCGCAUAUGACUGCGAUCCAAGUGCAUUCCGGGUCGAACAUCUUCCGGUUCGAUGACAACGUGCAGUUCAUGACCCGAGAGCUGAGACCGUUGCUAGAGGCACAUCGAGAGACGCUCGUGGAUCGCUGUGGGGAGGCGUGGAAGUCGCACUUUCACGUCACCAUCGCGUAUGCCGACGGGCCGCCGGCGCGACUGAGUGCGUUGAAUGCCUCACUACGCAUGUACAGCCCGUCGUAUCUCCACAUCUGGCAGUUGAAGACGUUCUGGCACGAACGCAAACUGUCCAUGGCAGACGUGGACUUCCACUCGUUCGAGAACAUCGAGGCGUCCCCGUUAGUGGCGCCCAGCAAGGCCGACGCCAUGACGCAGAUGAUCGUGCGAGAAAUGAGGAAAUUCCGCGACCAGUUCCUCGCGGCCGAAGGCGAAGGAGAAGUGGCUGGCUUCUGGUUGCGCAAGUCGCGCAAGCCUGUACUUGCCGUGCUGUUGAUUGAAAAACCGGCGGCCGAACUGGGCGGUCGCCCUACUAUCGUAGUGCAGCGAGGCAUGAACUGCGAGGUGUCCAUGCCCACAGGCUCGUUGUGUGCCGAGCGCAACGCUAUCGGCAGCGCACUGGCCAGCGACCCAACGCUGACGCGCCGCGCCUUGAAGAUGAUCGCCGUGCUGGGGUUAAACCUCACGGCAGGGGGCAACAUCAGCGUAACCAGUCCGACGGCAAGCGAGGAUACAGCAGACGACAAGAAGGAGCCAUCUGACAGCGCUACGUUUGACAAAAAGACUUCAACUGCAGUCGAGCCUGCCAAUUCGCAGGUGCUGCCCGUGCGGGUCCGUCCUACGGCUGUGCAGAGCUCACGAUCCUCAGCCGCGGUGAAUAAUUUAAGUGUUGAUGAUGCAGGGCGAGGACGAGGCAGAGGAAAGCGCGCGCUGGAGACGAAGAACGCCAACUUGACGUCUCCGAGAAAGCCCAAGCGGCCUCGAACGUUCUCGUUCGACGAGGUGGCCGUGGAAGAGAUGAUGCGAGCGAGCGCACCCCCGGACCGGAAUCCGCUGGCGCCCUGUGGAGCCUGCAAAGAAUGGCUCGUCAAGAUCGCCGAGGCCAACCCGUCAUUCCGUGUAGUCACGUUCGAGAACUCGCGCUGCCGGAACGUCUACAUCAACCAGCUCAUGUGA